AUCGAUUACUCGAUGAGUUUUUGCAACCCCGAAAAAGUUGACACAUCGCGCAAAACGCAAAACGUAAAUAAAAAUAGAUAAAAACGUAAAUAAAGUUUCUUCUUCGCAAUUCGCACCUCCUCCGUGAUCCCUCCUGGCGAGAGAAUGUGAGAUUUCUGCUUGUCAUCCACUAAUUAACGAAGUUUUUGCGCGAGAAAGUUCCGUCGCGGUGAACUUUUGCAAAUCGCGAGUGAUUCUUGCCGGCCCAUGGCGACCUUUGUGCGCAAAAUGCGGCGCCUGGGGGCCGUGGAUAGGAGCCUCCUAGCCCACAUGCGGAAGUACCGCUCAGAGAUACCCAAACUCUCACCUCAUGAUGUCAAUCAAAUUCUCCGGGCCAAUGAAUUCACGAAGGACUUUUCCGGUGGCUCCGUUCGAUACUUUGACUCCAACCAGCUGGCCUCCAAUAGCCCCAUGGAGGAUGCAAGGACUGAAGCAAAUUGCCUCUACACCUCAGGACUCCUUGUUGGUGUCUUCGACGGACAUGGGGGCUCUGCUUGCGCACAGGUCUCCUCGAAGAGAAUUCUGCGCUACAUUGCUGCUAGUUUGAUCAAUCCAACAGAUCUGAGACGCCUUUUGGAUGACAAUGCCAAGAGUUUCUCUUUCCUCCAAUGCCACAAUGAUCGUUUGGAGUUUGUUCCGGAAAUUCGUGACAUCUACGAGGAGAGUUUCAGCAAAUUCGCCGGGGAUUUGCUGAGGCGCAAGGGCAGUACCUCCGUAGAGCAAGUUAUGGAGCAGGCUGUGUUGCGUCUGGAUGGGGAUAUGAGUCGGGAGGCAAUUGAGAACACCAGUGUGAGGACACUUGCUGUUGCCAUGAGUGGAGCUGUAGCCUGUGUGGCACACGUUGAUGGUUGUCACCUUCACGUUGCUGGUGUUGGGGAUUGUGGAGCUGUCCUGGGGUCCAUGAAUGACACAACGGGUCAAUGGACAGCUAGGAAGCUCACAACGGAACACAAUGCUCAGAAUGUGGGUGAGGUGCGACGAAUCCUCGCACAGCAUCCACCCAAUGAGAGGGAUACGGUUAUCCGGGUGGAUCGUCUCUUGGGGCAGUUGGCACCAUUGCGAGCCCUCGGAGAUUUCCGGUACAAAUGGCCACGAGAUACGCUGGAGAAAGUGGCAGCUCCGCAGUAUGGGGAGGCUGCUGUACCUCCGCACUACCACACACCGCCAUACCUGACAGCACAGCCGGAGAUUAAGUAUCACCGCCUGGAGCCACGCGAUAAGUUCCUCGUGCUCGCCACGGAUGGACUGUGGGACUGCCUGACACCCCUUCAGGUUGUAAGACUUGUGGGUGAACACAUGAACGGAAAGACUUUUCUUCAGCCACUCGAAUUACCCAAUCGGGACAUCCGUUUGGGUGAACUGUCACAGAUGCUGGCGCAUAGAAAGACGGGAAUACCAAAGAAACCAAUGGAUAAGAACUCUGCCACUCAUUUGAUUAGGAACGCCCUUGGGGGUACGGACUAUGGGAUUGAACACUCAAAGAUUUCGCACAUUCUAUCGCUGCCACCGGAUGUGGUGCGUCUCUUCCGGGACGAUAUAACCGUCACUGUGGUCUACUUUGACUCCGAGUACCUCCAGAGCACUCUCCUGUAAACGCGAGGAUGUGUGCGUGUGGGCUUUAUAGCUGUACCAGUCACUAAAUAAUCUGUACAUAGGACUUUUAGCUUCUUUUUGGGACUACAUUUUGUGUUGUAUUUAUUUGCGCUACGCCUUAAGAAGGGAAAUAAUAAUAAAAGAAAGUGAUUUGACUGCAGAUCUUA
Molecule: messenger RNA, 1799 nt
Organism: Lutzomyia longipalpis
Lineage: Eukaryota; Metazoa; Arthropoda; Insecta; Diptera; Psychodidae
Gene: Pdp
Product: pyruvate dehydrogenase [acetyl-transferring]-phosphatase 1, mitochondrial
Exons: 4
Coding region: 247-1632 (461 amino acids)
Biological process (GO): protein dephosphorylation
Molecular function (GO): protein serine/threonine phosphatase activity; cation binding
Source: RefSeq, a predicted model, not a curated record